CUCCAGCACUCUGUGUGUGUGGCCCGAGUUACUCCAGCACUGUCUGUGUGUCUGUCCUGAGUUGCUGAGUUACUCCAACACUCUGCUGUCUACCUGCUGUUUAAAAGUAUCGACAGCCGUCUCUGCGUUUCAGCCGCCAAACGAAAUGCCAUUUUCAUUUAGAAGAAAGGAUAACAUACCGUUUAAACACAUAGCUCAUGGUUUAGUUCCUGCAGCCACCAUUGCUCCAAGAGCUGCUGUACCACGGACACCACCACCUCGUAGUCCCAACUCAUCACCAGAGAGACCAAGGUCGGCACUUGCAGCUGUGAUUUUAACGUCGUGUUUGACUGGUCGUACAAUUGCCAUUCCUCAACCACAUUUGGCAUUGCCCCGUCAAAGGUCCUAUUCUGAAAGUGAUGGCACACGUUCAGAACACAGAAGCUUUCGUGAACCUUACGCCAGUGUAAUUGACCUUGGAUUUAGGAAUGAAUGGCAAAGCCCUGUAAGGGGUAGACCUCCUUUACCACUGCCUUCUAAUUCUGAUGAGGAAUGCCAUGAAGAAGAGGAAGAAGAUGAUUACCUAGAUUUAGAACAACUGUCGAAUAAAUCAGACCAACCACAUUACUAUGUUCUAGAAAAAGAAGGGGAGAUACAGAAAAAGGAACUGAUAUAUGCUGUUCCAUGCAAGUCAAACCAGGAUGAAAUCCCAAUAUCGAUAAGCAGUGAAAUAACAGAUGUUUCUUCUUAUGAUGUUGCAUCUGUCACUCCGAUACAUGAAUCAAACCCUGGACAAGUUCGAGGGACUCCGACCUUAGAUGGCUGGUCUGCAGAACUUGAGGAUCCUGGCAACGUUCCCAAUCCCAGUCCGCGGAGAACUCUGAUGAGCUUGCAAGCAGAAUAUUCACCAGUUCAUUCACCCGAGGUAAGAAAAACAAAGGACCAAAAUCAUUGUCCAUAUUUGUGUUCCAAGAAGGAAGCAAAGGAACAACAAAUAAUUGAAAAGAGUCAUAUGGUUCCAGGGUUCAGCAGAGUCCCAGGUUUGAAAAGCAGCACCAGUGUUGAAAGCCCCAGAACACCAUCUCCAAAUAAGAAAAAAACAAAGAUAAAGACAAAGAUAAAGAAUAUUUCGGAGGUGAUCACAUCAGGUGACAAAAUAGAGUUGGUUUCACUCCGACAACAAGCUCAGGAGUUGGUGGAUGAAAACGAUGCCUUGAAAAUGACAAUACAUCGCUUAAGUGUAGAGCUAAGCCAUUAUCAAACUAAAUACAAAUCUGUGGAUAAUGAGGGAUCCCAUCAUACUGGGCUUCCACCAUCAGGGCCACCUCCACCUUGGCUUAUUGAUAUGACGUACCUGUCACCCCUUAUGUUGGCCUAUGAAGACAGAUUACGAGAAAAGGACGCUACAUUGCAAGUACAUGAGAAGGAGAUGAAGAAUUUCAGAGCCCGAGUGGAAGAGGUGGUGAAGGAGAAUAAACGUCUUCAUCAACAACGUGAAAGGAGUGGCAUUGUGAGCAACAUGGACUGGCAUCAAUUGCAGGAUCAGGCAAAGUUGGUUUUGGAGGAAAAUCAAAUCUUAAUGGAACAGCUGGAGGUUCAGCAAGCCAAAGCAAAAGACAGCCACAACAGGCAUGUGCAGGAAGUGUCAAAAUUGACUAAACAAUUAAUACUGCUGGAAGCAGAGAAGCAAAGUCAACAAAAAGAGUUGCGGGAGGCUCAUCAUCAGCUAAAUGACAUUUCCUCAAAGUUUGAUCAACUGAAAGCAAGUCUUCAUUACAAAAUAGGGGUGGAUGAGCACACCACAGUAUUGAAUGACCUCAAAAGAAAACAGCAGCUUGAACAAGAGAAGCAGCAGGUGGAAAUGGAGGAAUUGAUGGGAAGAAUUACAAGUCUACAAGCUGAGAAAAAGGGCCUGCUCGUUGAGAGGACAGAAUUUGUUGCUGACAAUAAAACUUUAGAAGCAGAACUACAUGUAGCACAGAAGUCAAACAGGCUAGCACAAAAGAAGAUUGGUCUUCUAAAACGGCAGAUGGAAGAAGCUAUGGAGAAAGAGGUGGCUGCUCAUCAAUAUCUGGCAAAUCUGAUCAGUCUUGCUGAAAAAGCAGCUCUUGAACGUGAUCAGCUUGUACAUGUGACAAAAAGCUUAACAAAUGAGAAGAAUGGAGUUUUAAACAGGAUAUUGGCAGACAACAUGCGUUUGGGCAAGUUGGAGGAGCAAGUGAAGGUAUACAAAACAAAAGCUGCAGUGAAGCUAGGAGACGUUAACAACCGUAUGAAGGAACAUGAAGAGGAUUUUGCCAGAAGAACUGCUCAGUACCAGCGGGAAAAACGACAUCUCCAGCAGCUACUGAAGGACAAGCAGGAAACCAUUGAUGAACUGCUGGAACAGAAAAGGCAAAUGGAGUCUGAGCUUGAAACAGUCUGGGAAUCAUCUACAAGGGAAAAUCAGCGGAUAAAAGUUCUAUUGCGCAGCACUUUACGCGGUAGUCAUUGCUGGGAUGCACUCAACUUUGACCAAUUUGAUAUCAAGGAAAACCCUUGCAGGUAUUUCGGCUCUCAAUCUGACUUCAGAGCAUUAAGCUAUUGUGACGUGAUGGUUUCCUCUUCCAGAAGGGCACACGGGAAUAACCUGCAGCCAAAUAAUAACAAGAGUUUGCCUGUUCAUUUGCCUGAAAGUGGAGAUUGUACAAUUACUAAGCAAAGAAAACAAAAACCCAGAGAAGAAAAUGUCAAGAGCCCAAUGUUCGAGUCUGACUCUGAUCAACAACAAGUUGCCUCUUCUGAUGAAAGUGACAAAAAUGAGCAUGAUUUCUAUUCUUAAUGUGAUUAUAGUGAAUACUUUAUCAUAUCUGUUUUCUUUUUAUCAACUUAGAACAAUUGAAAUAUUUUUGUACAAUGAAGUUGAUUAAUGUUAAGGUUUGUUUUUAAAUUGCCCUUUAAUGAUAUUUUCACUAGUGGCAUCUGUUAUUGAGAACAUUCUGAGAUUUGUUAUCGAGAUAUUCAUUUGCUUAAUGGAAUACAUGCACCUCGUCAGAGACCAAUUUUAUAUUCUUAUUUUCUACUCACAGAAUCUAAUUUAAAAUACAAUUGAGAUUUUAAAUAAAUGGUAAUUACUAAAUAAGUUCUAAUGAAUAGCGUUCAAACUAUUUUGCAAAGACAUUUGCAUAUUGAUUUGAGUUGAAUGUAGUUAAGUGUGUUACUGAAAUUAUAUGGCACCAAAGCUUCAGUUGGGGCAACAGGAAGAGGGGUUUAUCCCAUUGUUUUUACAUUGCAUGAAACAAAUUGAUGAAUAUGUCUGUGGGCGACUGGCAGGUGUAUAUAAUGUGUCAGUGAACUUCACAACGUAUCUCCAAAUAUCUAACAUGGUUACCACAUGACUUUCUACACCUAUCAAGAGGAAUAUCUUGGCAUUUGUUAUUUUUAAACAAUAAACACUAAAUUUCACAGUAGAUGAAUAUUUUGUUUUUAUGGGCCAUAGAAUCUAGAAUGAUGGAAAACCAAAAGAAAUUGUGAAAAUCAUUUGCAGGCCUAUACUCUGUUUUGAUAAGUUUUAAUGUACGUUGCAUUAUUUCUGCAAUCUUUUGUGUUGACAUAGUUUUCUGGAUAUUUGUGACAGUGUUCCUAUUUCGAGUUCAUCUUUAUUUUAUAAAUGAUUCAAAAUAAACAAUCCGAUUUUACUUCAAA
Messenger RNA from Leucoraja erinaceus (little skate), 3663 nucleotides. RefSeq names its product centrosomal protein 89 (gene cep89). Gene Ontology annotation, biological process: chemical synaptic transmission; cilium assembly; mitochondrion organization. Lineage: Eukaryota; Metazoa; Chordata; Chondrichthyes; Rajiformes; Rajidae. The transcript is spliced from 20 exons. The coding region runs from base 146 to 2800 and encodes 884 amino acids. The record is from RefSeq and is a predicted model, not a curated record. Gene Ontology annotation, cellular component: ciliary transition fiber; centriole.